Molecule: messenger RNA, 901 nt
Organism: Balearica regulorum gibbericeps (East African grey crowned-crane)
Lineage: Eukaryota; Metazoa; Chordata; Aves; Gruiformes; Gruidae
Source: RefSeq, a predicted model, not a curated record
UGGGUGGCCAGCAUCGACCUGGCGGAGAACGAGGACGCCAAUGCCAACGUGGUGGUGGGGGUGACCGAGUCCUUCCCCGACCAGGCUGAGCAGGUGACAACAGAAGUUGGAAAACUUCUUGGGGAAGAAAAGGUGGAUGCAAUCUUGUGUGUAGCAGGAGGAUGGGCUGGAGGCAGCGCCAAAGCUAAAUCUUUAUACAAAAACUGUGAUCUGAUGUGGAAGCAGAGCGUUUGGACAUCCACUAUUUCCAGCCACCUAGCCACAAAACAUCUGAAAGAAGGUGGCCUCCUGACUUUGACAGGAGCUCAAGCUGCUUUGUCUGGAACCCCAGGGAUGAUUGGCUACGGCAUGGCCAAAGGAGCAGUGCACCAGCUUUGUCAGAGUUUAGCCGGUGCCAAUAGUGGUUUGCCAUCUGGUUCUGCUGCUGUUGCCGUUUUACCGGUUACCUUAGAUACACCAGCAAACAGGAAAUCAAUGCCUGAUGCAGAUUUUGGCUCCUGGACACCCUUAGAAUUCAUUGCUGAAACCUUUUACGACUGGAUAACAGGAAAGAAUCGACCAAACUCGGGGAGUCUAAUCCAGGUGAUAACAACAGGAGGGAAGACUGAACUAGUUGCAGCAGCACAUCUUUGAUGUCAGUCACUUAAGGCAGUGGAACCUCAGCAAAGGAGAAGGAAAAUCUGUCUGCCGGUAUAAUCUGGAUGGUCUUCUGUAUCCAGUGAUUGUAGUUGUGUCAUUAAUGGAACCAGAUUUCAAGUAAUAUUUCUGUGCUUUCAGUUGUGAGCUAUCAGUAUUUGUUUACCAACAAGUAUCAAGUAUGUGUCUCUAAAUGAAAGCUGCAGGCUUUAAAGUCUGUAGGUGUCCUAAUUCUGAGCAUUAUAUGUCGUCUUACCUGUUUUCU